Messenger RNA from Hyposmocoma kahamanoa, 762 nucleotides. RefSeq lists its product as uncharacterized. Lineage: Eukaryota; Metazoa; Arthropoda; Insecta; Lepidoptera; Cosmopterigidae. Bases 1 to 762 code for a protein of 253 amino acids. Gene Ontology annotation, molecular function: potassium ion leak channel activity. Gene Ontology annotation, cellular component: membrane. The transcript has 4 exons. Gene Ontology annotation, biological process: potassium ion transmembrane transport; stabilization of membrane potential. The record is from RefSeq and is a predicted model, not a curated record.
AUGGAGGAUCCAGAAAGCCCGCCUAAUAGACCACCGCCGCCACCUCCUCCAAAAAGGCUCAGCAGACCAAAAAUCACUGUGCAGAUACCAGAUUCAAAUAUUGCUACGACCCCAAAAACUCCAAAAGUACCUCAGACUGCAAUGUACUGGAGUCCAGGUCCUAUGAGAUUUCACGGAAAAGCUCCAGGAACUGCGGGGUCUCGCUUGUCUGAUCCCCAUGGAAACCCGUACUUCAACCCUUUCAUGCACAUGUAUCAGAACAAGGCUUCAGAUUUUAUGUUUAAACAAUUUGAAGGAGUUAAAGACUUUACUAUGACGACAGCAAAAAGUGGAUUGAGUAUUGGAGAAAAAUCGGCGUUUUGGCUGUAUAAUAAAUUAAGAUCGUGGUCGAAGAAAUGGUUCACGCAUUUGUUCUUGACUUUGUGCUUAGUGAUGUACAGUGUUAUGGGUGCUGCGAUUUUUAUGGCUUUGGAAGGCGCACAUGAAGAAAAGUUUGAAAUGAACAUAACUAAAGUGAGACGGGAGUUUGCGAUGAAAAUUGAAAGUGUUUGGCAAGAAGAAACCAUAAGAAAGAAUGAAGCUACAGUAAUCGAGAGCAUUGAAGCCAUCAUGCGAGAUUACGAAGGAACCUAUAUAGAAUGUACCAAGGUGGCCUGCUUCGACAGCAUGGACAAGAAGAAAACAUGGGGAUUCAUGAACGCGAUGUUCUAUGCUGGCACCAUUUAUACUACUAUAGCGCGGCCGCCGCUGCAGCGCUUCUAA